Molecule: messenger RNA, 1412 nt
Organism: Maylandia zebra (zebra mbuna)
Lineage: Eukaryota; Metazoa; Chordata; Actinopteri; Cichliformes; Cichlidae
Gene: rpusd4
Product: RNA pseudouridine synthase D4
Biological process (GO): pseudouridine synthesis
Molecular function (GO): pseudouridine synthase activity; RNA binding
Source: RefSeq, a predicted model, not a curated record
CUUCUUUAAUAACUUCAGAGUUCAUGCUUGUGUUUUGAAGCUCGUGUGCGCCGUCUGGUCUGUGAGGUUCACUCAGUGCCGUGAUGAACAGCUGUGGGAGACUAGCGCGUGUGUUUGACCGGCGCUCCGGCCUGGAUGUGCUCUUCUGUCUGGCCAAACCCCGGACAACCUGCCGCCAGUGUCCGCAGACAACACCGCCCCUCGCCCGGGGUCAGAGCACCGCUGCCAACCACACUCCAGGCUCCGACGCAGAUGACAAACCCCGUGUUAGAGCCGUUGACCUGGCCCGUAAGAUCCGAGGAGAGAAGUCGAAGACCCGAGAGACAGCGCCUCCCAUGUCUGCCCAGCAGAGGAGGGUGAUGGAGCUGAAACGGUUCAGUGUACAGUUACAAAAUGUGCACCCCAACGUGCUCGCCAAACACCUCCACAGAAGCGUGCUGUACCAGGACAAGGAUGUAGUGAUCGUCAACAAACCCUACGGCAUCCCUGUGGCAGAUGACUCCGACGUCACAUCCAUCACCUCUGUGCUUCCUGUUCUCUCAAAAAUGAUGGAUGGGAUGAAGAUCAAGUCUGAUUCUCAGCUCAUUCCCUGUCUGGGUCUAGAAAAGGACUCAACGGGAACUCUCCUGCUGGCCAGGAGGGAUGAAGUGGUGGAGCACGUACUCGCUCUGAAUAGAAAUAACAAAGUGGAGAGGAAGUACUGGGUUAUCACGGUUGGUGUUCCUGUGCCAUCUGAAGGUCUGAUUGAUAUUCCCAUCAUAGAGAGAGAGGUCACAGGUCCUCAGCCACACUACAAGAUGGCUCUGAGUCCUCUUUACAGACUGAACGAUGAAGGUGAUGGUGUAACCAAAGUCCGAAGUCAUCGCCAAGCUCAUCCAGCAUUGACCAAGUACAGAGUCCUGGACAGCAGCAGUGGUUGCAGCCUUGUGGAACUCCAGCCUUUUACAGGAGUGAAGCACCAGAUGAGGGUUCAUAUGGCCUUUGCUCUCGGGUGUCCCAUUCUUGGUGACCACAAAUAUUCCCACUGGAGCAAACUGGCACCACAGAAAUUACCAGAACGUGUGUUGGGAAAACUUGGGAUUGAACAGAGCAAGGUUCGGCACCUCCCCCUUCAUUUACAUGCACGACAGCUGACGCUGCCAGGAAGCAGCCAAGCUGACGUCAACGUGUCCUGCCCGCUACCGAAAUACUUCACCCAAACACUGGGCCGACUGCAUAUAACUCUCCCAGAUGAAAAACAAACGUGAUCAUCUCCUUGCUUUGUUCAGCGUUUAACAGUCCAACCCUGUUAAAUGUAAUUUAAAUGUGGAAUAGAACAUCAGGAUGUGUAACUACAGCGCCGAUACGUGUGAUAGUGGACAGAUGUGGAACAGAAUGUGUUAAUUAUUAAAAACUGAUGCUAUGGAACUGAA